Messenger RNA from Solea solea (common sole), 1363 nucleotides. RefSeq lists its product as uncharacterized. The record is from RefSeq and is a predicted model, not a curated record. The transcript has 4 exons. Bases 2 to 1093 code for a protein of 363 amino acids. Lineage: Eukaryota; Metazoa; Chordata; Actinopteri; Pleuronectiformes; Soleidae.
GAUGACAACGCUCACAUUCAUCUUCUUAACACUGUUGACUUGGACAGUGUUGUCUGGCUCGUGGCUCAGCCUCAACUGUCUCAAGCUCAGGCUGUCCGGCAACGAUGACGAGACAAAGAGCUUCAGCUCAAGUGCUUUAUAUCAAAAGGCUGUUAUUCACACAUUACAACUGACAGUGACAUGUGAGAGAUUUCUUGGAAUGAGGGACGUGAUCACAGAAGACUGCACUUCCAUGUUUGUCAGUGGUUGUGUCAACACUUGUAAGCGAGUGCAGGACGCUGUGAGUGAAGAGGAGCAACACAGAAAGAGCUGCAAAUCUGAUAUUCAGCAGCUGUGGGUGUGUUUCCAGUCAAAGAGCAGCUGUCUUUCACAUAGAACACAAAUAAUGUCAAAGGUCAACGCAACACUGUGUUCCAUAGAGACAUUUCUCACACAAGCAGGCAGCGUGAACAGUGUGCGGCCUCACGCCAGCACAUGGAAGGUGGAUGCUGGUUUUCUGGCAACUGUGUUACUGUUUGGAACCUACAUGAAAAGAAUGAUACUAUCAGCGAACAGUGUUCCCCCUGGCAGUGACAGUAACUCCACAAUGAUGAUGCUUUUAAUCAUGACACUGCACCGUUUUUCACCAUCAGUCAUCAUCCAGCAGCUGUAUGAGUGGCCCUACAUCACUGUGGUCAUCUCUUGUGCAGUGUGUCUCUCUUAUGUUCUCAUUAGAGCUGCAAACGUGUCCCUGGCCUGCAAAGUUGCCUGGAAGAUGAUGAAAGUGCUUUGUCUGUUGCAGCAGCGGCUCUGGACUCUGCCUUUUACUGUCAUGUUUGUGUGGUUUACAUGUAGCCUACUGUUUCUCAACAAGAACAUGAAACUCUGGAUUGAAGACAAAGAUGUUGGAUCAACAUUAAGAUACCGGGCUUUGUUGGAACUGCUGGUGACGUUGUAUUGUAUGUUCAUCUUACUUCCCAGUUUGCUGCAGUUUAUCCUGAUGAAACUGAAUUUUUUGAGUGUCCAUUUACACGUGCAGCUGGUAACGUGUCUUCAGAAUUCAAGGGUGCCCACAAAGUAUGUUCUGGUCAUGAAGAUUCACAGGUUCAUCUGAACUUACUUUUCUCACAUCUUUGAGUGUACCAUUCAAUCUGUCAUGAUAUAAAAAAAAAAACAUAAUAUUUUAUAUUAUUUAGUUUUUCUUAAUAGCAGACACUGAAGUCAAGGCAGUUGAAAGUAAUAAGCAUCUGCCACUGUUUAAAUUUGUUCUGCAAAUGUAUUUGUACAAAUUUCACUUUAUUUGAAUAAACGUCUCAGAUGUGUUCAUUAAUGGAAAAAAGUAAUAUAAAACCUCACUUUGAGAGUAAAUACUUGGUUUGAAAAA